This is a messenger RNA of Candida dubliniensis CD36, 1104 nucleotides long. RefSeq lists its product as uncharacterized. NCBI's taxonomy places the organism in Eukaryota, Fungi, Ascomycota, Pichiomycetes, Serinales, Debaryomycetaceae. Gene Ontology annotation, molecular function: flavin adenine dinucleotide binding; electron-transferring-flavoprotein dehydrogenase activity. The record is from RefSeq and is a predicted model, not a curated record. The coding region runs from base 1 to 1104 and encodes 367 amino acids. The transcript has a single exon. Gene Ontology annotation, cellular component: cytoplasm.
AUGUCUAAAGAAAAAAACAAACAGGUUAUUAUAAUUGGUGGGUCAUAUGCUGGGAUUUUGGCUUUGAAGACGUUGCUCAAAUCAUCAGCAAUUGAAUUGAACAUCACUUUAAUUUCACCAAACGAUUCAGGGUACUUCAAUGCUGCAGCUCCAAGAUUAUUGAUUGAACCAGAAAGUAUCGAGAAAACUAUAUUUCCUAUUAAACCUACUAUUGAAAAAUUAACAAAUGGAUCUAUCCACACAGCAAAAUUUAUCCAAGGAGUGGUCACCAAAGUUGAUUUGUCCAAUCGAAAGGUAUUUGUCGACAACGAUUCUGAAAUUGAUUAUGACAAUUUGAUCGUUGCUUCUGGUGCAAGAGCCAAAUCACCAGCAUUUAAGUUAACCAACAACAAUGAUCAGAAUUAUACCAUAAAGGCAAUUUUGGAGCUUGGUGAUGAGAUAAAAGCGGCCAAGAGUAUUGCUGUGAUUGGUGGUGGAAGUACCGGUGUUGAGACAUCUGCUGAAAUUGCAUUCAAAUAUUCUGACAAGAACGUUGUAUUAUACACUGGUGCUUCUAGACCUUUGCCCUCAUUACCUAAAUCCACCAGUUCCAAAGCAACAGGCAAGUUGAAUCAACUUGGAAUAGAAAUUGUUAAUGGCGAGAGGGUUAAUGUCAACGGCAAAAUGAUUGAGUUUGCAGAUGGUUCAACAAAGUCAUUUGAUUUGAUCAUUGAAACACUGGGUCUUUUGCCCAACACUGAAUUCCUCCCUAAGAAGGUUUUGAAUGAAUAUGGAUAUGUUGAAACAGAUGAAUAUCUUCGUUUGAAAGAUUACCACAAUGUGAUAUGUUUAGGAGACGUUGUUGCCCUGGGUGCAAACUCAAUAGUUGAUCUUGUAUAUACUCAAAAACCCAUUUUUGAAAAGACUGUUGAAUACGAAGUGGGCGAUAACAAUUCAACUCAAUUGAAAGCCUACCAGAAAGCCAGCGGGAUUACUACACUCAUCCCAAUUGGUAGAAAUGGGGGAGUUGGAUUAUUGUUUGGCUAUUGUGCUCCAAGUUUGUUAGUUUGGUUUGCUAAGGCAAAAGAUUUUAUGAUUUCUAAGGCUGGUGAACAUUUUACUUGA